GGUGUGAGGGUGGCACUUGGCUUGGGUGUAGAGCUUGGUAUGGCAGCGGAGCUUGGUGUGACGGUGGCACUUGGCUUGGGUGAAGAGCUUGGUGUGGCAGCGGAGCUUGGUGUGACGGUGGCACUUGGCUUGGGUGUAGAGCUUGGUAUGGCAGCGGAGCUUGGUGUGACGGUGGCACUUGGCUUGGGUGAAGAGCUUGGUGUGGCAGCGGAGCUUGGUGUGACGGUGGCACUUGGCUUGGGUGUAGAGCUUGGUAUGGCAGCGGAGCUUGGUGUGAGGGUGGCACUUGGCUUGGAUGAAGAGCUUGGUGUGGCAGCGGAGCUUGGUGUGACGGUGGCACUUGGCUUGGGUGUAGAGCUUGGUAUGGCAGCGGAGCUUGGUGUGAGGGUGGCACUUGGCUUGGAUGAAGAGCUUGGUAUGGCAGCGGAGCUUGGUGUGACGGUGGCACUUGGCUUGGGUGUAGAGCUUGGUAUGGCAGCGGAGCUUGGUGCGACAGUGGCACUUGGCUUGGGUGAAGAGCUUGGUGUGGCAGCG
Messenger RNA from Volvox carteri f. nagariensis, 534 nucleotides. RefSeq lists its product as uncharacterized. The record is from RefSeq and is a predicted model, not a curated record. The annotation marks the transcript as partial. The transcript has a single exon. NCBI's taxonomy places the organism in Eukaryota, Viridiplantae, Chlorophyta, Chlorophyceae, Chlamydomonadales, Volvocaceae.